Molecule: messenger RNA, 2117 nt
Organism: Silurus meridionalis
Lineage: Eukaryota; Metazoa; Chordata; Actinopteri; Siluriformes; Siluridae
Gene: evx2
Product: even-skipped homeobox 2
Exons: 3
Coding region: 605-1849 (414 amino acids)
Biological process (GO): regulation of transcription by RNA polymerase II
Cellular component (GO): nucleus
Molecular function (GO): DNA-binding transcription factor activity, RNA polymerase II-specific; RNA polymerase II cis-regulatory region sequence-specific DNA binding
Source: RefSeq, a predicted model, not a curated record
GCAGAGAGGGGGAGCGAGAGUCUAAGCAGAAGGGAGGAACAAUAGAGAAUCAAAGUAUAAUGAUAUUCCUAAAUGAAGAGGGAAAUGUUGCCGCACUCAUUUUAUUAAUCAGACUGUCAAUUUCACCCCAGAGGCCAAACCCAGGAGCCAUCUAAAGCAGACGCAGAUCAGCGACGGGACAGCAGCUCCUCUCUUCACUUCUCCCCUCUCUCUCCACCUGGAUAUGAGGCUUUGAGCGAGCUCAGCCUGACUACAUCAUUCCUCUGACAUUCCCGCUACUAUUUAUUUGCUUAUAAACCUGUUACAAUAAAUGAUCAUUCGAGAAGCGUCACGCGCACCUUUAACGACGAAACCGCGAUCCACUUUUUUUUUGAUAAAUGACAUUUCGGACAGAAUAGGAUGCACGGGUCAUUUUGAGCAGUCAUUCGUUGCCCGCAUUGGCAUUCGUCUGUUCUUCUUUUUUUUCUUUCGUCUUGCCCAUAAAGGUGUUUGAUUAUUUAGUGCCAGUAGCAGAGCUGACGGCGGAUUAGCUACGCCACAAAUUCAUCGGAGUACCAGCGGCGCUGGGACUUGGGCUUUUUUCUCCCUCCUGCGCUACUUCUUGAUGGAGAGGAUAAGAAAAGAGAUGAUUCUGAUGGAAAGGGGGCUGCACAGUCCCGUGUCAGGCAAGAGGAUCCCGAAUCUUUCUGAGACGAACGGAAACGCGGUGCUCGAGGCCCUCGAAAAUUCCCAGCACGCAGGGCGACUGAGCCCAAGAAUCACUUCCGCUUCGCUGCACGCUAGCCUGGGAGACGUACCCAGCAAAGGCAAAUUCGAAAUAGACAGCUUAUUCGGAAACCACCACGCCAACGACAACAGUUCUUCAGCGGAAAUCUCCUCGUCGGAAAACAGGAAGAAAUCAAGUCUGUAUCCUGAAGUUUCUACAGACUCCGAAAUGAAUAGCGAUGUGGAAGUGGGCUGCCCGUCUCAUCGCUCCCCAAGCAGUGCCAGCCAACACAAGGAAAACAAUAAUAAAGGUUUCUCAGACAGUAAUUCGGGGACCUCUAACUCGAGUUCUUCAUCUGUCUCCAAUCAUAACGGAAACUCCAUCGGCAGCUCGAGCAGCUCAAAUGCGGAUCAGGUGCGCCGAUACCGGACUGCUUUUACCAGGGAACAAAUCGGGAGAUUGGAAAAAGAAUUUUACAGGGAAAACUACGUUUCAAGACCCAGGAGAUGUGAGCUAGCUGCAGCGUUGAACCUACCUGAAACAACUAUAAAGGUGUGGUUCCAGAACCGGCGAAUGAAGGACAAGAGGCAGCGCCUGGCCAUGUCCUGGCCACAUCCGGCCGAUCCCAGCUUCUACACUUACAUGAUGACGCACGCAGCCGCCACCGGAAGUCUGCCGUACCCGUUCCAUUCUCACAUGCCCCUGCACUACUACCCGCACGUGGGCGUUACGGCCGCGGCGGCUGCGGCUGCGGCCUCUGGGGCCGCAUCAUCACCAUUCGCCACCUCCAUCCGGCCCCUUGACACAUUCCGAGCACUCUCCCAUCCCUAUUCGCGUCCUGAGCUGCUCUGCAGCUUUCGGCAUCCCGGACUGUACCAGUCGCCGGCGGGCCUCAACAGUUCGGCUGCAGCAGCGGCUGCGGCGGCGGCGGCGGCGGUGAGCGCACCUUCAGCAAGCGCGUGCUCAUGUCUCAGCUGCCACAGCGGGGGCGCGCUCAGCUCACGCAGUGCGGGCUCGGACUUCACAUGCACAGCGAGCGCGCCCAGGUCCGAAAGCGGAUUUCUACCCUAUUCGGCUGCCGUACUGAGCAAAACCGCCGUGCCCUCACCAGACCAGAGAGAGGAAAGCGCCCUCAAUAGAUAACUUGACACUUGAACAUGUAACGAAAGCUACUUUUGAUCUACAUCGUGUUGUUAGCGCAUUUAAACUACUAAGAACUUUUUUCAAAGCCAUUCCAAGCAGAACCAUUGUCCAAUCUAUAAAAAUACAAAUAUGUUUUAAAAAAAAAAACAUAUCCGGAACCAGCGCCACAUGCAAAUAAAAAAACAUAAAAAUAAAGAUUCGGUAUCGUGAAAAAUACAUGGCUAAAUAUAUAACAGAUGUAUGAUCCAGUUUCCAUGAGAUACCCCCC